AUGGCAUCAUUAAUUUCCAAUAUUUCAUCUAACUUAUCCUCUCCAAAUGCUUUUGAGACUGAAUUCAGACGAUAUCUGAAAAGUCUUAUUUAUCAUCUUUCAUUUGUUCAAGCAUUUAUUGUUUUAUUCGGUGUACUUGGAAAUAUUCUUGUAUUGGUUGUUAUGAAUAGAAGGUCUUUAAAAAAUACAUCAUCCUCUGUAUAUAUAACUUGUAUGGCAAUAUUGGAUAGUUGCGUUCUACUUUUGCAUGGUGCGAAUCUAGCAAGAUCGAGUCAAAAUCCUUUUAUUCAUUGUUCAUUAACUUAUCUUACAGAUUUAGCAAUAUUUUGUGCUAAUUGGGUUCUUGUUAUUAUAACAUUAGAACGUUGUGUUGCUGUUUAUUCACCAUUUGUUGCUAAACGUCUUUGUACUGUAAAUUCAGCUCGUUAUUCAAUAUGUAUCUUCUUAACGAUUUCAACCAUCAUUUUUUCUAUAAAAUUUCCAUUUAUUUAUGAUAUUAAACAGGCUUCUAAAUAUAAAAAAUGUCUUGUACAUUCAAAUUCUGGAUUAAUUCUUCGUAUAUAUCAACCAAUAUUAUUUUAUGCGAUACCAGAUUUACUUCUUCUAUCGAAUUUAUUCACUGUUUAUGCAUUAUUUCGACGAACACAACGACUUUCAUCAGCUUGUUUAAAGGAUGAAGAAAAAUUAGAUAUGCGUAUAAAUGAUAUUAAUUCAAAUCGUAAACAACGACAACUAACAAUUAUGCUUGUUACAGUUAGUUUCUCAUUUUAUUUAUUUACAACACCAGCAAUGAUUAUGUUUAUCAGUGAAUAUCAACCAGUACAACAUAAUGAUAUUAAUAAAACAAAACGAAAUUUUUUCAUUUCACAAAUGUCUGUUAUAUUAUUAGAAUUAAAUAAUGCAACAAAUUUUAUAUUUUAUUGCUUGGCUGGUCAACGUUUUCGUCAAGCAACUAGACAAACAUUUUAUGAGUAUUCAGAAAACUUGAAGAUUUUUUAUCAUCGAUAUAUUUUAUGCAAUAAAGAAUAUAAUCCUGCACCGAUGUAUCAACAUCGUUUAGGUUAUAUUGGACAAACAACAAUAACUCCUCGUAGUUCAUAUUUUCCAUGUAAUCCUCAAUCUCCAUAUAGAACGUCAACAAUAUGA
This is a messenger RNA of Rotaria sp. Silwood2, 1146 nucleotides long. Lineage: Eukaryota; Metazoa; Rotifera; Eurotatoria; Philodinida; Philodinidae. The record is from the annotation of a GenBank genome assembly.